GAAACAAAACGAUAUAUGUAGAUAUGUUUGGGUUUUUAGCUGCAGAAAAUGUUCAUAGCUAUUCCUAAACUAUAGUUUCAGUAGUAAUAUAAAAAAUAUACCUACAUAAAAUCAGAAAAACCAAACUAACCUGAUGUGUGGCACAAAAAUAAAUGAAAUAAACAUGUUGGUGUUGAAGUCUUGCGUACAGGAUAAAUACCGCCAUUAUUUGGGUUAUUGGUAAUAUUUUUUAUGUAAACGUUAGUAUGUAUUUUGAUCCAAGUACCCCUGUUAAAAAGGCUGCUGCACCACAGCCCGUUGCCACACCAAAGCAAGCGGCAUCUCCAGUGCCACAAAAAACACAAACAAAUGUUGUACCACCAUUGGAACCACCACCAGAGAAUCCCUUCAGAGAAAGUUCCCUGACUCUUGAUACCUCCGAUCUUGUGGAUGAAAAUGGCAAAGUUAAAUUCAAGAAAAUCUUCAUGACCCGCAAGAAGGCUUCCGUUCGCACCAAGGAGAAGCGUAUUAGACAAAAUCGCCGCUUGCGUAAAACCAUCAUACCCAAGAAUGGUUUGAUGGCUCUCAAUGAAUUGAGGGGAGUCUCCAUCAGCGAGUUCACAGUUAGUAGCAAUCCUGGCGGUGGCUUUACCGCACUGGUAACUGUUAACAACAGCCAGUAUGAGGGACGUGGCAACUCAAAGGCAGCAUCUAAAAAUAAUGCCUGCGAAAAGGCUUUGCGAGAUUAUAUUAUUGCUAAAUUGCGCGAGAAUCCCCGUAAUCAAAAGGGAGGCGGCAACAGCAGCUGCAAUAAUUCGGUGUGCAAUGAACCCAUGGACACUAGCGAUGACAAUACACAGAACUCAAAUAAUGAAGAUGCUGACGAUGUGCCCAUGAUUAAUUUGGCUUCGUUUGCCAUCUACAAACUGUUCUCGGAUUGGGAAAGUGAGGGUUAUGUUAUACCGGAAAUGCAUCCAGUCAUGGGUGGUAAUGCAAGCGACAAUGAAGGAGCGUCCGCUGCCAAGGAGCCCAAGAAGGCACCCAUACGCAAUGAAUUGCCACCCAAUUGGGAGGCUAUGCAUCCAGCAUCGUUAUUGUGUGUGAUGCGUCCAGGUGUUACCUAUGUCGAUAAGGGUUCCAGUGGCGAGAAACCACAUGUCUUGCAAUCGUUGGGUGUCACCGUUGAUGAGCAGGAAUUCGUGGCCACAGGUCGCUCUAAGAAAUUGGCCCGCCGCAAUGUGGCCGCUUUAGCUUGUAAUACUUUGUUCAAUACCAAUUUUGAGCUGGACAUAACAGUUGAGUCUGCUGCACCCGCUAAGGAAGUGUAAAGCAACAACAGCUCCAGCAUUGCAGCAGUAGUUCUAGUAUUAUACAAACAAAAUUCAUUGUAUGACUUUAAAAAAAAAGAAAACAUUGGAGAAUUGGACAGUUUUUUUUUUAAUUCAAAUAUUACAUGAAACAAGACACAAUUUUAAAAUCUCCCCUCCCAACAAAAAAAAAACACAAAAACAACAUAACACGUGUAGUAGUAGACAUUAGUUUUACCCCCUUAGUCAUAAUUUAUAAAUGGUUUAUAAAACAAAAUUUACAUACAAAAUCUGUUUUAUAAACCUUUGAUAAAAACAAAAAUUAAUAAAAAAUCUA
Calliphora vicina (urban bluebottle blowfly) is the source of this 1623-nucleotide messenger RNA. RefSeq names its product DISCO Interacting Protein 1 (gene DIP1). The record is from RefSeq and is a predicted model, not a curated record. Gene Ontology annotation, molecular function: double-stranded RNA binding; siRNA binding. Lineage: Eukaryota; Metazoa; Arthropoda; Insecta; Diptera; Calliphoridae. Bases 246 to 1307 code for a protein of 353 amino acids. Gene Ontology annotation, biological process: regulation of regulatory ncRNA processing; siRNA processing. Gene Ontology annotation, cellular component: cytoplasm; RISC complex; RISC-loading complex. The transcript has 3 exons.